AUGGACCAGGACAGGGUGAACAGUAUACACCAGGACAGGCCGAACAGUAUAGACCAGGACAGGGUGAACAGUAUGGAGCAGGACAGGCUGAACAAUAAGGACCAGGACAGGGUGAACAAUAUAGACCAGGACAGAGUGAACAGUAUGAACCAGGACAGGUUGAACAGUUUGGACCACGACAGGGUGAACAUUCGGGACCAAGACAGGGUGAACAGUAUGGACCAGGACUGGGUGAACAGUAUGGAUCAGGAGAAGGUGGACAGUAUACACCAGGACAGCUUGAACAGUAUGGAUCAGGACAUGGUGAACAGUAUGGACAAGAACAGGGUGAACAGUAUGGACCAGGACAGGGUGAACGGUAUGGACCAGGACAGGGUCAACAGUAUGGACCAGGAUAGGGUGAAUGGUAUGGACCAGCACAGGGUGAACAGUAUACACCAGGACAGCGUGAGCAGUAUGUACCAGGACAGUGUGGACACUAUACACCAGGACAGGGUGAACAUUAUUGACCAGGACAGGGUGAACAGUAUGGACCAGGACAGGGUGAACAGUAUAGACCAGGAAUGUGAGAACAGUAUGGACCAGGACAAGGGGAACAUUAUGGACCAGGACAGGGGUGAACAGAACACACCAGGACAGGGUGAACAGUAUGGACCAGUACAGGGUGAACAGUAUGGACCAGGACAGGGUGAAAAGUGUGGACCAGGACAGGGUGAACAGUAUGGACCAGGACACGGUGAACAGUAUGGACCAGGACUGGGUGAACAGUAUGAACCAGGACAGGGUGUACAGUAUGUAAGAGGACAGUGUGAACAGUAUGGACCAGGACAGGAUGAACAGUAUGGACCAGGACACGGUGAACAGUAUACACCAGGACAGGGUGAACAGUAUGGACCAGGACAGGGUGAACAGUGUCGACCAGGACAGAGUGAACAGUAUGGACCAGGACAGGGUGAACAGUAUGGACCAGGACUGGGUGUACCGUAUGGACCAGGGCAGUGUGUACAGAAUGUAAGAGGACAGUGUGAACUGUAUGGACCAGGACAGGGUGAACAGUAUGGACCAGGACAGGGUGAACAGUAUGGACGAAGACAGGGUGAACAGUAUACACCAAAACAGGGCGAACAGUAUGGACCAGGACACGGUGAACAGUAUGGACCCGGACAGGGUGAACGGUAUGGACAAGGACAGGGUGAAAAGUAUGGACGAAGACAGGUGCAGGGUGAACAGUAUGGACAAGGACAGGGUGAUCAGUAUGGACCACGACAGGGUGAAAAGUACGGACCACGACAGGUUGAACAGUAUACACCAGUACAGGGUGAACAGUAUGGACUAGGAGUGGGUGUACAGUAUGGACCAGGACAGGGUGAACAGUAUGGACCAGGACAGGGUGAACAGUAUGUGCGAGGACAGGGUGAACAGUAUGGACCAGGACAGGUUGAACAGUAUGGACUAGGACAGGGUGAACAGUAUACACCAGGACAGCGUGAGCAGUAUGUACCAGAACAGUGUGAACAGUAUACACCAGGACAGUGUGAACAGUAUGGACCAGGACAGACUGAACAGUUUACACCAGGAAAGGGUGAACAGAUUGGACCAGGACAGGGUGAACAGUAUGGAUCAGGACAAGGUGAACAGCAUGGACCAGGACAGGGUGAACAGUAA
Messenger RNA from Schistocerca gregaria, 1665 nucleotides. RefSeq lists its product as uncharacterized. The transcript has 3 exons. The record is from RefSeq and is a predicted model, not a curated record. The coding region runs from base 1 to 1665 and encodes 554 amino acids. Lineage: Eukaryota; Metazoa; Arthropoda; Insecta; Orthoptera; Acrididae.